Trichoderma gamsii is the source of this 1056-nucleotide messenger RNA. RefSeq lists its product as hypothetical. The coding region runs from base 1 to 1056 and encodes 351 amino acids. The transcript has a single exon. The record is from RefSeq and is a predicted model, not a curated record. Lineage: Eukaryota; Fungi; Ascomycota; Sordariomycetes; Hypocreales; Hypocreaceae.
AUGCAAAAAGACCGAGAUACUGCGGAAUCCUUCAUCGAGGCCCUGCUCCAAGCCAAGGAGAAGGAGCUAGCCGCAUCCGAAAAGGCCGUCGCCGUUCUUAACAGAGAACGGCUAGCAGGGAACCUCUUCGUCACGCGGGAGACGUUCCAGCCCGAGAUUGAGAAGCUGGAACGCCAAAUCACGGCCUUGAGAGGAGAUACCAUCGUUAUCCGGACAUCUCGCCACGAGCUCGGCGGCAGACUGAUGGAUGACAUGAUUUGGCAAAAAGAUGGUCAGAACACGGAUUGGGCCUAUCUAGAUCUUCUCAUUAGCCGCUACAAGACACCUGAAGGAGCAAAGCUGUCUUUGUUUGCUUCCAGAGAUCCAAGCGCCCAAGAAAGGUUUCGAAAGAAGGUCUUGAAGGCAUAUGAUGCAGUAGACACGGAUAUGCAGUGGUGUGUAAUCUCUGGCAAAUACUUCCCGGCAUCCACUGUGAAGACAGCCCAUAUUGUUAGGUACAAUGUGGGCGAACCUUCUGCGUGGCACUUAUUUGGGCCGCCCAGUGACAAGGAUGGCCACUUGAUGUCGGAUCAAAACGGCAUACCAAUGUACGAGAUGUAUGAAAAGGCAUUUGAUGAUGCACGUCUCGUCAUUGUACCUGAUGGAGACCAAGAGAGAGGCUGUUGGAAAGUAUAUUGCCUCGACGACCCCGCUACCCAUAAACCGUCUAAAGCGGUGCCAUUCGGUCGCGAACUUCAUGGGCGCUCGUUGCAGUUCCGGAACAGCUUUCGCCCCUCUUGCCGAUACUUGUACUUUGCGUUUUGUAUGAGUAUACUACGGAGACAACGCCACGAGGUCCCCGGUUGGUGGCGGAGUUGCGUCGUCGAUGGCCCAGGAGAGGCCUGGGCAACGCUGGGCAUUUAUUUUCACACUUCAACUCUUCGGAUAAUUUCCCAUCGCGUCGGCCAUCUGACCAAAGAGGAAGCGGCCGUAUUUGCAGCCGAAAAUCCUUCUAAAGACGAAGACGAGGAUGAUUCUCUCCAUUCAAGAUUGAUAGAAUGUGCUUAUGCCUCUUAG